AUGCACCACGAGCUACUCACCUGUCACCGGGCUUUUCUCCCCCCCCGCAAAACCCUCUUCUCCUCCACACUCCUUCCCUCCCCCAGCCGCCCGUUGCUGCAACCACGCCUGCUCUCCGACUGCGCCUCCUGUGCUCCCCACAAUCCCCACCCAUCCUCCGCCAGAGCGUCCGCCUCCUCGUUCUCCCAAAACGGCGCGUCUUCUUAUCCGCCUUACCAGCAACCCCCUUACCGCCAACAACCCUCCUUCCCACCACCCCUCUCCUACCCGCCUCCGUUCCCCACUCCAGCACCUUACCCUCACACCCCUCCGCUACCGUCACACUCGUUUCAACCGCAAUUGGGGUCGGCAACGUGUCCGCCCGGCGUGGGCGUGUUCUGGGACUACGAGAACUGCCCCGUGCCCGUCGGCGCCGACUGCGCUGCGCUCGUGCGGCGCCUGCGCGACGUGGCGCGCGCGUUCGGCGUGGUGCGGAGCGUGCGCGCGUACGGCAAGCCGGAGGAGGUGCAUGCGCGCAUGGUGGGGAAGAUGGGCGCGUGCGGCGUGGAGGUGGUGGCGGUGGCGGCGGGCAAGGAGAUGGCGGACAAGGCCAUCAUCACCGACGCGCUGCUCUUCGCUCUCGACGAGCGGGAGAUGAACCGAGGCGUGGCGCCGUGCGUGGUGUUGGUGUCGGGCGACGUGGGGUUCGCGGGCGUGCUUGCGAAGCUCACCAACCGUGGCGUCACCACCGUGCUGCUCGCGCGGCCGCGCAAGAACGGCAGCAAGGGCAAGCGCGGCACCAUCCCCGCGCCCCUGGCGCAGUCAGCGGGCGUCACUCUCGACUGGGACCAGCUCAUCCUCGCGGGGGAGAGUGGUGCGGGCGGGGAGAACGGGUGGAGGGGCGGCAGCAGAGGCGAGGAGGAGAUGCAGCAGAGGCUGCGAUCGCUGGAGGAGCGACUGGCGCACGUGGAGAGGGGCGUGGCCAGUGGCGGCCAGGACAGCAUGACAAGCUGUAGUGGCGCCUCUGAUGGGCCGAUUGCAGCAGCAACCGACGCAUGUGAAGACAAGACCAAAGCAGGCAACGCGGAAGCUCCACCGCAGCCGGAGCUCAACGCGGCUGAGGCAGCAGUAUCCCACGUGGAGGGGUGGGAGGGGAUGGCGCGGAGGGAGUCGUGGGCGGAGGUGAUGGAGCGCGCCCUGCCCGUGCGCUCGCCCGCGGACGUGCUCACAGCGCGCCUGCGCGCCCACAUGCUCACCACGCUGGCGGCCCAUGGCACGCUGACCACGUCGUUGCUGUUCGUGGCGUACCAGCGCGUGUGGGGGCGGCAGCUGCGCCUGGCGGACUACGGGCUGCGCGACGUCAAGGCGCUCGUCGCGCUGCUGCCCCACGUCAUGGCCGUGAGCGAGGGGUGGCCGGGGCAGGCGGCGCGCAAGAAGAUGAGCGUGGAGGCGCGCGAGGCCAUGGCUCGCCGCCGGACAUUCUCCCUCGUGCGCUCGCACGGCAACCUGCGCGCGCUGGCGCUGGUGCAGUCGCGGCUGCGGUGCGUGGUGGUGGCCGCGCUGCAGGCGCACGUGGCCCGCGCGGAUGCCGCCUAUGCUGCUGCUCGCACUGCACGGGGCAGUGCUGGUGCGGUGGCGGGAAGAAAUGGGGGGGGCGCAGAGCGGGGUGGCAUGGGCGAGCAGGUCCCUGGGGACCGCGGAGCGUCGAGUGAAGGCAGCUCUAAUGGCAAGGAUGGGAGCGGCAGGAGCGGUACUAAUGGCAGUGGGAGCAUUAUCAAGAGCGGCGGCAGCGGCGGCACGGGGAUUGGAGCGCGUGACAGGAGGGCGAGCCGGUGGAUGCCCGUGGAGGAGGUGGGCGUGGCAGUGCGGCGUGUAUGCCAGGAGAGGCUCGGCGCGCUGCUGACCCGGCAUGGGUACGGGCGAGACGCCUUCUGCAACGUGUCUCAGAAGGCCCGGCUGGUGGCACUGCUGGCAGACAUGCCCGACCUGGUGCGCCUCAAGAAGCUGCGGGGCGCGGGGGGCGUGGUGCUGGUGGGGCUGGUGGCGGGCGCUGAGGCCGACCCUGUGGUGGCCCAGUGGGCCGAACGGAACGAGGGGCUGUGGGACGGGCGCGUGUACUCGUGGCAGGACCCCCGUGGGCAGGGGGAUGGCGGCUGGGAUGAGGGGGAGCGGGAUGACGACGAGGAGGACGAUGAGGAAGAGGAGGAGGAGGAAGCGGAUAUUGGGAGGUGGGUGGUAAGGGAGGCUGUGAGGAGAGGAGGCGAGGGGAGCAUGUUGGGUGAUGGAAGUGAGGGUGAUUGGAGUGAGGACGGGAGUGAUGGAGAGGAAGGGGAGGAAGAGGAGGAGGAGGAUGAAGAGGAGGAAGAGGAUGAGUGGUGGGAAGAUGAUGAGGAGGAGGAUGGUGACGAGGAGGAAGAAGAGGAGGAACAAGAGGAGGAAGAAGAGGAGGAGGAAGAGGAGGAGGAAGAAGAGGAGGAGGAAGAGGAGGAAUAUGAGGAGGAGGACGAGUAUGGGUUUCUGGCAACAGGGGAUAUGUACGAGGAAGAGGAAGAAGAGCGCUCAUGGCAGGGCAGGGAGGGCGGGGGGGCCAUGGGGGGCAGGGAGGGCGGGGAGGGCAGGGAGGGGGGGGAGGGCGGGGUGCAAGUGGAAGGUGAGAGGCGCACGAGGGAGGGUGGUGGCGUGGUGGGUGGGCGUGGCAGCACGCACAGUGAAUGGGGCGAGAAGGCGGAGGGCGAGAGUGCGCAAGGGCAGGGCAGCAGCGCGGGCGUAGCGGGGGUGCAGGCACAUGGAGCCUCGUCCUCGCCUGGCGAGUGCAGAGCAGGGGCAGCAGGCGGUGGGGUUGUGGAGGGAUACCGUGUGGUGGCAGGGUGGGAGGAGUGGCAGGGCGAGGAGGGCGAGGAGGGCGAGGAGGAAGAUGAGUAUGCAUAUUAUGCAGCGUAUGACAGCCAUGAGAGUGACGGGGAGGGGGAUGGAGAUGUGCAUGUGAAUGGUGCCGUGCAUGCACUGUCUCACCCGCCUCUCAUGGCGCCUGUGGAUGCUGCACCUUCACCUGCCCCUUCACCUGCACCUUCACCUGCCCCUUCACCUGUCCCUUCACCUGCCCCUUCACCUGCCCCUUCACCUUCACCUCCACCUUCACCUGCACCUUCAGCUGCCCCUUCACCUGCCCCUUCACCUGCCCCUUCACCUUCUCCUUCACCUUCACCUUCAGCUGCCCCUUCACCUGUCCCUUCACCUUCACCUUCAGCUGCCCUUUCUGGUGCCCCUUCAGUCGGAGGGAAUGACAAAGAGCACCAGGGCAGCAGCAACGGUGGGCAGUGGCCUGACGGUGUCCCCACAGCCGUGCAAUCCGCCGCGCGCCCUGCUCGCCUUCCUCGCCACCCAGCCCGCCGGCCUGCUGCCUCUGAGCACGCCCAGGGGGACGUGGGUCAACUGGUGCAGCACCACGCACACCCCUCUGCCCUGCACAAGCCAGACUGCCAUGCCCAAGUCACCCCAGGUACUGUCCACACCACAGCGCCCCACGACCUGCUGUGGCCCGCUGUGUUUGCAUCCGCGUCGGCCCUGCGCUCGCCCCUCGAGCUCGCCCUCCUGCGCUUCUCCCUCCACACCCUCACGCUCCUCGCCGCCCGCGGCCCGCUCCCUCUGGGCGGUAUGGCUCGGGAGUUUGUGCAGCGCGGGUGGUGGCGGCCCGACCCUGCUUGGGUUGAUGUGGAUGCGUUGGUUAGGCCGAUUACCACGGUGGUGCGUGAUUAUAAUGAUUAUGCGUAUAUCGACGGAGGUAAAACGAUGGGAGGGGAGGAAGGUACGAGGGAUGGAGGAGCCAAUGCGGUUGGUGUUGCGGCCGCUGGUAGUUCAAGUGAGGGUGGUGCUUCUGCUGCUGGUGAAGCUGAAUCUGCGGCUGCUUGGGUUGGGGGUGCAGCGGUGAACGGAAGGGGAUGUGUGCAGCGGGAGCAGAGGCUGGCAGUGGUUGUGAGCGAGAGGGCGUUGCAGCUGGUGAGUCUGGUGCAGUCAGGGCUGCGCCGUGUGGUGCUGGGGGUCGUCCUCACACACGGUGCUGACUGGGAUGCCCCCCCUGCUCCCACUGAGCCCCUUGAAACCAACAGCUUCAGACGCAGCAGCAGCAGCAGCAGCAGGUGGAUGUGGCUGGAGGAGCUAGCAGGCAGGCUAGAGGAGCACACAGGGCAUUCCCUGCCGAGCCUGCUCGCCAGGCACGGGUACGGCAGCCGUGCCUUCCCCGGGUGGUCCAUGAAGGCCCGGCUGGUGGCGCUGCUGUGUGACAUGCCUGACCUAGUGCGCGUGGGCGAGACAGGGGCGCUGCUGCCAGUGGGGGAGGUGACCGAUGGGGAGCACAGCGGCAUGUUGAAGCACCAUGAAGCACAUACGUGCAAGGGCGAGCAGUUGAAGGAACGGAGUGAGGAGGGGGCUUACAUGUGGAGGGAUGGGUGUGUGGAUGAUGAGGAGGCGGCUGAGGAGUGGUGGCUGGAGAUGGAUGGCGGGGAGUGGGCUGAGAGCGAUGAGCUGGGCCUGCGGCACUGCGGCCUCGUGGUGGUGCUUGUACAGGGGGCUGAGCUGGACCCGCGCUUCAAGACGUGGCACGUGCGCAACGAGGGCAAGUGGGACGGGCGCGUCUACUCCAUGGCUGGCCUCAGCAUCGGGAUCGCCUCCUCCCUUGCCUCAUCUGAUAGCGGUGUCGAACGAAAGGUGCAAAUUGAUGGAUUCAAACGUGAGGGAAAGGAUAAGGUGUGGGGAAUGGAUGGGAUGGGAUAUGAUGACGGUCUUACGAGCAGAGACGGUGUGAGGAACGAUGUGAUGGAGCGUGUGUCGCCGUGCGCUACCAUUCCCACAAUGCUGAGACGCGCUGCCGCCAAGGGCCCACCGACUGGUCCCUUGGAAGGGAAGGCUUCCAGAUUCGCGCGCUCCACGAGGAUCGCUUCUUUCGUCGGUGUUUUGGUCCUACUUGUGGUUACCACGUUUUGUUACACCAAUCAUUACUUCGCCACCGUUUCAGACGAUUCCGUUCAUCCAGAUGACCUCAGCGAUCAGGAAUCCACGUCGGAAGCUUCCGGCAGAGGUAGCGAUCAGACGUUCCCGACGGUGGAGCCGAGUGCGACGGAGAAGAUCGCCUUCCUCUUCCUCACGCGUGGCCCGCUCCCCCUCGCGCCGCUGUGGGACCGAUUCUUCCAGGUGCGCCUCGCCGCUCCCUCGCUCCCUCGCGCUACCUCACGCGUGCAUACCGCGCUCUUAGGUGCGCAUCGGUGCGAAUUACGCGAUUCACAAGCGUCGGAUAAUGGAGCUUGCGCGCUCUCUGAACACGGCCGCACACCGCUCACUGUCUCACUCUCUCUGCCCCGCGCGCCUGUCCCCAGCAGGGCCACGAGGGGCGCUACUCCGUGCGUGGAGAGCGGUGGGGCGUGGGGUGCGGUGGGGCGUGGAGAGCGGUGGGGCGUGGAGAGCGGUGGGGCGUGGAGUGCGGUGGCGUGGGGCGACUUCUCAAUGGUGGCGGCGGAGAGGAAGCUGCUCGCUGCUGCCUUCUUCGACCCCCUCAACGCCUUCUUCGCGCUCCUCUCCGACUCGUGCAUCCCCCUGUGGCCCUUCACCUUCAUCUACAGCUACGUUGCCUCUGCCAACGUCAGCCUUCUCGAUGCGCACCAUGACGUGUACCGCAUGGGGUUCCGGCGCUACGAGAGGCACAUCUUCAGUCCUCUCAUUCGCAAGGAUGACUACGUAGGCGGCAGCCAGGUGCGGCACGGGGCAGCCAGAUGGGGCACGGGGCAGCCAGGUGCGGCACGGGGCAGCCAGAUGGGGCACGGGGCAGCCAGAUGGGGCACGGGGCAGCCAGGUGCGGCACGGGGCAGCCAGAUGGGGCACGGGGCAGCCAGAUGGGGCACGGGGCAGCCAGGUGCGGCACGGGGCAGCCAGAUGGGGCACGGGGCAGCCAGAUGGGGCACGGGGCGGUGGGGCGAUAGCUGCACGCAGGUGACCCUCUGCUGCUUGCCUUGCACUGCACGAGUGUGGGCACACCUCUGCCUCGCACUCUGCUGCUGGUGCUCAUUUGCCAUUGCCCGACACAGUGCUCACGUGAUGUGUGUGCCGUGCUGUGGUGCAUGUGCCGUGGCAGUGGUUUGUGCUGCGGAGGCGGCACGUGCAGAUGAUCACGAGGGACAGGGCACACUACCUCACACACCAGAAGAGCUGCCAGGUGCAAAUCAUUGCCAGUGA
Messenger RNA from Closterium sp. Naga37s-1, 6201 nucleotides. NCBI's taxonomy places the organism in Eukaryota, Viridiplantae, Streptophyta, Zygnematophyceae, Desmidiales, Closteriaceae. The record is from the annotation of a GenBank genome assembly.